Messenger RNA from Cryptococcus wingfieldii CBS 7118, 1248 nucleotides. Its product is annotated as cyclin C. Gene Ontology annotation, biological process: positive regulation of transcription by RNA polymerase II. Gene Ontology annotation, cellular component: mediator complex; nucleus. Gene Ontology annotation, molecular function: cyclin-dependent protein serine/threonine kinase regulator activity. The record is from RefSeq and is a predicted model, not a curated record. Lineage: Eukaryota; Fungi; Basidiomycota; Tremellomycetes; Tremellales; Cryptococcaceae. The transcript is spliced from 3 exons. The coding region runs from base 1 to 1248 and encodes 415 amino acids.
AUGUCCUCCGACUUUUACACCUCUUCCCAUAACAAGUACUGGCUGGUUACUCGCCCGGUCAUUCUCGACGCACGCCAAACAGACCUCAAGUACUGCAGUCCUAGACAGCUCUACUGUCUAUAUAUCUUCUUCUCCCAGCUCAUACAAAAGCUCGGCAAGAGGCUACAGCUUCGGCAGAUCCCUAUCGCUACUGCAUGUGUCUUCUUUCGGAGGUUCUACUUGAAGAAUAGCAUAUGCGAGACCAAUCCGUACUUGGUGCUGUCGGCUUGUGUGUACGUCGCUGCCAAAGUGGAGGAAACACCGGUACAUAUCAAGAGUGUAGUGAGCGAGGCGAGGUUGAUAUUCAGCGAACACAACAUAAAGAUGUUCCCCGCAGAGAGCAACAAGCUCGGCGAAAUGGAGUUUUACCUCAUGGAGGACCUCGAUUUCCACCUGGUCGUUUUUCACCCCUACCGCGCCCUCAUUAGCCUCACUGGUAGAGAACCGUCAGAUACUGGAAAAUGGGACAUGUCCCGGGUGGAGGAGGAGCAGGUGAUGAGGAAGAAGGAGGCGGACAAAAAGAAGGCGAGGAGUGAUGAGAUCAGAAAGGGAGGGGCUAAGGGGCAAGUCACUUCGGCAACGCUGGACGACGACGAUGAGAGCGAGGAAGAACGGAUACGACGAUUGAUGGGGAGAGGGUCGGGGGAGGGGACUAUUGAGAUGGAUGAAGGUGUUUUGCAGAUAUCAUGGUUCAUUGUCAACGACUCUUAUCGUACGGACGCCAUCUUACUCUAUCCGCCAUACAUAAUAGCCCUAUCUGCCCUCUACAUCGCCUUCUGCCUCACAUCCAUGUCCAACUCGACCUCUCGCACCCGUAAUGCCUCAACCCAAAUUCAUUCCUUCGCCUCCUCCCUCUCUACCAACAACCAACUACACCUCUCUCCCCCCCCUGCGAGCGCCGCAGAGUUUCUCGCAGGGUUCCAACUAAAUCUGCCGAUGCUGUUUGGGUGCGUGCAGGAGAUAGUGGGAUUGUAUCCUAUCUGGGAGGCUUUUGAGCCGACGUUGAGAGGGGCCCAAGGGCAGCAAAAGGGGACUGGGGGACUGGCAGGAACGGGGAAGGGGGAGCAGAAAGACAAAUUCGGGGUGGAGGAGGCGGAAGCCCUGGUCAGAAGAAUGAUAGAAGGGAGAAUGACUGACCUCGGUCAUCCGGAUGACGGGGGUGCAGAUAGGCCAGGGGCUUCUUCACGUAAAAGGACAAGAGUCGAUUAG